Aspergillus oryzae RIB40 is the source of this 5196-nucleotide messenger RNA. It is a transcript of the gene encA, whose product is annotated as non-reducing polyketide synthase encA. Gene Ontology annotation, molecular function: fatty acid synthase activity; 3-oxoacyl-[acyl-carrier-protein] synthase activity. The record is from RefSeq and is a predicted model, not a curated record. The coding region runs from base 1 to 5196 and encodes 1731 amino acids. Lineage: Eukaryota; Fungi; Ascomycota; Eurotiomycetes; Eurotiales; Aspergillaceae. Gene Ontology annotation, biological process: fatty acid biosynthetic process; secondary metabolite biosynthetic process. The transcript has 5 exons.
AUGCGGAUCAUCCAUUUCAGCAACAAGUUUCCUCCAGAUGAUCUCGCGGAUCUGUUCCGACGCUUGCGUUUGCAUUCAAAGUGCCCAAACCAUGUGAUCUUGGCGCGAGUGCUAGAGGAGGUAACAGACGUCGUGCGAGAGGAAAUCACUGAGCUUCCUGCCGAAUUGAGAAGUCUGUUGCCCCCGUUCCAAUCCAUCCUCGAUCUUGCGGAGAGCUUCAAUUGGCAUCAGGGGCCCCUGUCAGGAACAUUCGAGUGUGUCUUUUUAGUUCUUAUGCCGGUAUGCCUCUUUGUCGGUCGGCCAGAUGAGUUCGUUUUCCGCCGAGAUACAUCAUUAUUUACUGGGCUUGGGCUGGGAUUCUUGGCCGCCACCGCGAUCGUAGCGUCUCCCUCUUUAUGUAGCGUGCCAGUCACGGUGGCGGAGGUGGUGCGCAUGGCAAUGAGGACUGGUCUUCUGAUAUAUCAGAGAUCUCAGGACCUUGAGCCGCAAAGCCUUGAUGGGGCUCUUGAGAGUUGGACAAGCAUUGUGAAAGGUAUGGGUGAGGUAGCUGUACGAGAAGGCAUCGACGAGUACAACUCAUCCACAGAUACUCCACAACCCAGUUCAAUCUACAUCAGUGUAGUUGAGCCUGACGGUAGUGUCUUCAUAAACGGUCCACCGUCAAGGCUACGGAAAUUCUUUAGCACUUCAGGAAAGGUGCAAUCAGCAGCCCAUGCUCCGUUGCCUGUAUAUGGUGGGCCCUGCCAUGCACCACACCUAUACGACCACAGCCACAGUUCGUGGGCUGUAAAGAAAUGCCGUGCGAAGGUUUUAUCUCGUGAUCUCUCCCAUGCCGCCUAUCUUCUUUCCAUGGCUGAUGGCAACCCCUUGAAAGCGGAUACGGUAUUAGAGCUAUUUGAAUCCGCCACGUAUAUUCUGUUAACAAGCAUCAUUCGCUGGGGUGAUGUGGUCAAUGCCAUCACAGCGUCGUCGCCAUUAUUGGAGAAGGACAUGAAACUGCAAGUUGAGAUACUCAGACCUUCUCCUGUCGUGGAUGGCUUAGUGUCUGCAAUCCAGAAGAGUCACCCUGGUUGUUCCGCCUAUGUUGUAGAUCUUGGAGAGUGGAUAUUCGACGAUACUCACAUUAGUCCACACGGUGCCCACGAAAAGAUUGCAGUGAUUGGCAUGUCUUGCAGGUUGCCCGGAGGGGCUGACGACUUAGAGCUGCUUUGGGAGCUGCUUAGGGAAGGGCGCGAUGUUCAUCGAAAGGUCCCAGCAGACCGAUACGAUGUUGAUAGCCAUACAGACAUUACAGGCAAGCAGCGCAAUACCAGCCAUACUCCGUUUGGUUGCUUUGUGGACCAGCCAGGACUCUUCGACGCCGGCUUCUUCGACAUGUCUCCUCGUGAAGCAGGACAAACCGAUCCCACUCAUCGCCUUGCACUUCUUACGGCCUAUGAAGCUCUUGAGCAGUCAGGCUAUGUCCCUGAUCGCACUCGAUCUACCAGACGGGAACGAGUGGGUACGAUUUAUGGCCAGUGCUCUGAUGACUAUCGUGAGUGCAACGCCGGACAGGAUAUCGACAUGUAUUUUAUUCCCGGGAACUAUCGUGCCUUUGCGCCAGGGAGAAUCAGUUACUUCUUUAAAUUCUCAGGACCCAGCUUCAAUAUUGACACCGCAUGCUCAGCGAGCUUAGCUGCCGUUCAAAUUGCCUGCUCGGUACUCUGGCGUGGCGAGGCAGAUAUGGUAGUCGCAGGAGGAUUGAAUAUCCUCACGGGGUCAGACAGCUUUGCGGGUCUCAGCAAAGGUUUCUUUCUGUCUAAAACCGGGAAUUGCCAGGUCUUCGACGAUGCUGCAGAUGGCUAUUGUCGAGGAGAUGGAAUAGGUUCUAUCAUACUCAAGCGAUUGUCCGAUGCUCAGCAAGAUAACGAUAAUAUUCUGGGAUUGAUCUUAGGUAGCGCAACCAACCAUUCCUCCAACGCGAUUUCGAUAACCCAUCCACAUGCUCCUACCCAGGCUAACCUUUACCGCUCGACUUUGAUGCAGGCUGGGGUUCGUCCACAAGACGUAGACCUAGUCGAGAUGCACGGCACAGGCACGCAGGCGGGCGACGCCGCCGAGAUCGAGUCAGUUACAAAGGUGUUCAGUCCAGCUGUGCCUCGCCGGUCACAGCCAUUGCGCAUUUCAUCAGUCAAAGCCAAUGUAGGCCAUGGAGAGGCGGCUGCCGGCAUUACAGCGCUGAUCAAGGCGCUCUUGAUUUUCAAGCACAACGAGAUUCCACCCCAAGUAUGCCUCAGAACCACCUUGAAUUCUAAGUUUCCAGAUCUUCGACAACUCAAUGUACAUAUCCCCAAAAAGAUCAUUCCUUGGCCGCGUUUACCCGGUCGCAAAAGGUAUAUUAUGGUCAACAAUUUCAGCGCAGCUGGGGGAAAUACCAGUCUUCUCCUGGAAGAGCCCCCGGCUAGGCCAGACCCUAAAAGGAUGUCCUCAAACGAGAUUCGUCGUUACUGUGUCAGCAAAGAGCACAAUCUUGCAAGCCUUGCGUACACCACCACUGCGCGUCGUAUGCAUCACAAGUAUCGCAUAGUGGUGCAUGGGGCCUCGAUCCAGGAGAUAGUUAAAUCACUUGAACAACAUAUAUCUAUCGCCGAGACUCAAUGUGCAAUCCAGAAAGCUCCAACUAUCGGCUUUGUCUUCUCGGGCCAAGGUAGCUUUUACCAAGGUGUUGGGCGCCAACUGUUCCAAGAAUACCCGCCCUACAGGAACGAAAUCCAGCGUUUAGACGAGAUAUGCACGUUCCACGGUUUUGACUCCAUCCUCCCAGCAAUCACAAGUAGAAGCUCAGAUAUACUAGAGAUCAGUCCGUUCAUGGCACAGCUAAUGACAGUAUGUGUGCAGAUCGCCCUGUGCCGCUUAUGGAGAAGCCUCGGAGUGAUACCGAAUGUUGUAGUAGGAGCGAGCCUUGGCGAAUACGCUGCACUCUACGCUGCUGGGACCUUAUCAGCCAGUGAUGUUAUCUAUCUCGUUGGCCAACGAGCCCGGUUGAUGCAGGAGUUGUGUACUAUCAACAGUCACUCGAUGCUGGCUGUCAAGGCGACCAUCGGUGAAAUUCGUCACACAGUGCGGAACAAUGCGUAUGAAUUCGCAUGUAUCAAUGGGCCUCGCGAUGUGACCCUCGCCGCAUCCGUUGAAGACAUCAAUGACAUCCAACAGACUCUGGUAUCGCAGGGAUACCGAGUUGCGAAGUUGAAUGUGCCCUUCGCAUUCCAUUCUUCUCAAAUUGAGCCCAUCUUGGAACCGUAUAAUAAGAUUGCCCAUUCGGUCAUCUUCCGGAAUCUCAAAACAGCACUCAUAUCUCCUCUUUUGAGUGACGUUGUAUUCGACAACAAAUCAUUCCCACCUUCAUAUCUACGUGAUAGCACGAGGGGUACUGUACAAUUUUCCGAUGCAAUGACAAAAGCUCAAGAGAUAGGGCUAGUGGAUUCCAAGACUGUCUGGGUUGAGAUCGGAGUGCAUCAGACUUACACCGGUGCCAUGCGCGCAAACAUCCCGAAUCUUGAGGUUGUGGCACCCAGCUUAAGAUCUGAUGAAAGCAAUUGGCAUACGUUAGCUGCCAGUAUGUCAGCCUUGCACAGCGCGGGCGUUCACCUUGACUGGAACACUUGGUAUAAGCCAUUUGAAUCACAGCUGCGCCUGCUAAAUCUGCCUCCGUACCAAUGGAACCUGAAGAACCAUUGGAUUCAGCAUAAUGGAGAUUGGCUAUUGCUGAAAGAUAAACGGUCUAGGACUAGAUAUGAGAGGUCUCCUGGUCCUGCUCCGCCGCCUUUGCGUACCGCCCUCGUGCAUCACAUUCUGGAAGAAUCAUUCGGGAAAGAUGGUGGGACCGUCGUCAUCCAGUCAAAUGUGACUGACGAUGAAUUUCAUGCUGUCGCUUCUGGACACAAAAUGAGUGGUCGACCACUCGUCUCGGUGUUCGCUUACACCGACAUCGCUCUUAUCAUGGCUAGGUAUAUGUACUCCAGGCUAAAAUCAGGAACAGAGCUCUCGGCGAUGGAUUUUGGUAAAGUACGGGUCUUCCAAGGCCUAAUCCCCCGGAAGGAUAGGUCUAAGCCCCAGUACGUGCGAAUGCGCAUGCAAGCAGACCCUAUGUGCUCUUCGAUGCCGCUCUCACUGCAUCGAGUGCUCGACGAUGAGAUGAAUGAGGAGGAACUAGCCAUUGGCGUCGUAACAUGUGGAGAUUCCCACUCAUGGCGAGACGAAUGGGCUGCGUAUUCCUACCUACUGACAAGCCGUAUUGAAGCGCUGCAUCAGUUAGCAGACCAAGGGCUAGCAAGCCGCGUGUCAAAGGACUUGGUGUACACCCUCUUCAAAAACGUUGUCGAUUACGCCGAGCAUUACCGUGGUAUCCAAUCGGCUGUCAUGUACGGCCUGGAAGCAGUUGCAGAUGUCAUCCUGUCACCUAGUCAAGAUAGCCGGUGGACGGCACCUCCUCAUCACAUUGACCCCAUUACCCAUGUCGGAGGACUUAUUUUGAACGCUGGACCAGCCAUGGACCACACCAACACGAUUUAUGUCAUGGAGGGUUGGGAAUCCAUGCGGUUCUCUGACUCACUGAUGGCCGGAGAACUGUAUCGAUCAUACGUCAAGAUGAAUCCCGCCAACGACAAUUCGGGGUUCUUUUCCGGCGACAUAUACAUAUUGCAUGGAAACCGUGUGAUCGGAAGGGUCCGCGAGAUGACGCUUCGCCCAUUACCUCGCAUUCUCAUGAGUCGGUUCUUUGACCCCCCGGACAGCCAGUAUGGGCAAAUGGCUCAACAAGAACCUUCAACUGCACUUCCUUCAACACCACAGCACACGAGUUCAGCCAAAACUACAGAGUCCACUCAGUCACAGCAAGAUGAGUCAGACAACACGUCGCUAGCUACCCCUGAGAACGAGAACAAAGCCCCAAUCUCGGGAUCCUGGCCCAACGCCAACAGCCAGCUUGUCCGCGACGCUAUAGCUCUAAUCGCAUCCGAGACCGGGGUAGAGCCGGACGCUCUGACAGAUGAAACUGAAUUUUCUGCAGUUGGGGUUGAUUCUCUUCUUUCGCUGGUGCUUGUGGAGAAGUUUGCUCUUGAGCUAAACAUUGAUUUGCAAGGCUCUUUUUUCCUGGAAACUCCGAACGUUUGUGAUUUGAAGGCGUAUCUCGAGGGUAACCAGAUGACUUUGCGCUGA